Molecule: messenger RNA, 4441 nt
Organism: Biomphalaria glabrata
Lineage: Eukaryota; Metazoa; Mollusca; Gastropoda; Planorbidae
Product: junction-mediating and -regulatory protein-like
Exons: 13
Coding region: 584-2905 (773 amino acids)
Biological process (GO): Arp2/3 complex-mediated actin nucleation
Cellular component (GO): cytoplasm
Molecular function (GO): Arp2/3 complex binding
Source: RefSeq, a predicted model, not a curated record
UAACACUAUUGAUCUUUGUUGACUUACUGCUACGUUCUUUAUCAUAUUAGCAGCUGUAAUUUAGGGCGUUAAUUAGGCCUAGAUACUAGCUCUAUCGUCUAUUAGAGUCUCAACUUUGUACCCUUUCUAAUGACUUUAUGUCAUUACGUUUAUUAGCAAACUGUCUCUUAAUAAUGAAGUUAAUUUUAUUUGAAGAGAUCUAGAAUCUUGCUUGAUUAGAGUCUAAUCAUUAGACCCCUAGCCCUAGUGACUAGGAGUAGGAGUAGGACUCAGUAACUUAGGACUUAAUAAUAAUUAAUAGAUCUAGAUUCUAGAUUAUCUACUGCUAAGGUCUAUACUUGUCUGUCUCUUGAUUCUCUAUUCUAAAGAGAUCUUUGUCCCACUUGAUCACUUGACAUUAGAUUUAUUUAGAGUGAAAUUUCAAACACAACCAAUUCUUUUUGUUUGAAAAUCCAGAGUAGUCAUGUGAUAAUGAUAUAUUUAUAGACAUUAUAGAAAUAGAUUAAGCAGAUGGUUCCAAUGUUAACAUGAAAAUAUAAAAUAAUUGCUGAUAUGCUAUGACUUCUGUUGAUAUCUGACUAGAAUGUCUAACAUGAAUGUCCAACGAGCUACUUCCUAUGAUGACUGGGUGUGGGUCAAGGAGAAGGCCUUUACCGUGCAAGAGAGCAACACUGUGCCCAUGUUCAUGAUUGAAUGGAAUGACCUUGACAGCGUCUUUGCCGUCACUAGUCGAUCUCGUAGCCGUGUGGCAAGAGACGAACAAGACCAUUCUGAAACUGGAGUUUUCAGUAUUGCUGCCUUGCACAACAUCCACCAGACUUUGCAUGGUAUCAAUAUGUCAGUUCCUAAGCUACCUUCAGGUCUUCCAAGGGAGCCACGAGGCCUUAAAGCUGUAUUUUUUGGCAUGAAGAUUCCCAAAGACAUGAGAUCCACUUGUUUGGAGCUAGAGCAGUACUUUACAAAAGUAGCAGAGCUUGUGGGUAGUCAUGUUCUGCAUGCGGUGAUGUUUCAAGAGUCAGCACAUACAGUGGAUAACUAUUAUGAGAAGAUGACUGAGGUCUACAGACAGGAUUAUGAGCAAAAAAUAGUCCAAGCAGAAGAGGAAUUGAAAACUAUAGCCUUUGAAAGAGACAACUGUACAGUAAUGAAAGAUUUAGAAGAUGUUUACAAGAGAGAAGACGAAGCUGUCAUCAAACUUAUAUCAGCUCUGGCAGAUUAUUACAAUUAUCAACUUCAGCCUUACCUUGACAGUCACAGUUUGGCCACUAAAAAAAUUCAACAUUACAGUCAACAGAUUUCUAGCCCCGAUGUCGGGGAGCGUGUUAAAAAUGAGAGUAUGGAACAGCAUCUCUCCUGGGCAUGUCUCCUCAUUGAAGUGAAUCAAGUCAUUCAAAAUCUGCAGGUGGAGCACAAGUCAAUCAUUGUUACAAUUUUUAAAGGCCUUCUUGAACAAAUAAACAUCGACAAAAACAGAUAUGGAUCCAGUGCUUUUGAUCUUGUAGCUGCUUAUAGAGAACUAAUAUUAUACAAAGAACUCCAUUCAUCAAAAGUACAACUCCUCAUUAGCAAGAGAAAACAAAUGAAACAAAAAAAAGAUAAUAUAUCAAUGCAGAUUCCUGAAAACUCAGGGACUAGUGAGUCAUUGCAAGUCGAUAAACUUGUGUUUGAAAAAGAGAAAUUACAGGAGAAGAUUUUCAACAUAGAGCUUGACAUCUUAGCAGAGAAGAAGAAAUUAAUUAAUGUUAAAAUACAAAUUAGAAAAAGAGAGCUAGCAGAAGCUGAAGAUGAAAAUGUGGUAUUUCAUGAUGCUGUGGAGGAUGUGGAGAUGUUAUCUGAUAAUGAAAGCGAUGAUGAGAAAAGUAUCGUGGAAACAGACAAUGAGCUAAAAAAGUUGAGUCAAGAAAGGGUCAAGGUUACACAACAUCAGGCUAAAAUACGAACAAAGAAGGAGCAAUUUUUAACUACAAUUAGAUCACGGCAGACGCAGGUUGAAGAGGAUGAAAGAAAGUUAUUUCUACACCAUCAAAUUCAAAAGAAACGAGAACAACAAAAAGUGGAAGAAAAACAGAAGUACUCUUUUGUCUUUGAGGAAAGAAAGAAAACUAUAGAAAGAUUAAAAGAAUAUAAAAUUAAAUAUGCCAGUCCAGCAGUUAUUAAACCUCAGCGUUAUCAAAAAGCUAGUGAGAAAAAAGGCAACACGAAAGGUAACGCUGUUAAACCUGGAGACACUAAAGUUAAAAAUGCUCCACAAGCUAUCGCUGCAAAACCAAGUCCACCAAAGCCAUGGAAACAGAGACACAAGACAACUUCAGCACCUAAAGACAUACCAGUCACCAUACUUCUACCAGGAGACAAGGAAAACCUAGAAGUGAACACAGUGUCAUCUGGUCCUCCUUGUGUUCCACCACCACCUCCUCCUCCUCCUCCCCCACCCCCUCCUCCUCCCCCUCCUCCACCACCCCCUCCUGCUCCAGCACCACCCAAAGCAGUCUCUGAAUCCACAUUUAGAAUUAAAAGUGAUAACCUAGAAGAUGGCUUAGGUAAAUUGAAAAAAGUUGACCAAAGAAAGGCUUCCAAUCCAGUAGCCCAUAUUGAUUUAAGUAGUAUUUUGGCUUCCAAGUCAAAACUAAGGCCUGCAGCUGAUCGCCCUGAUAGGCCAACUACAGAUUCUUCCAGUGAUGCUUUGUCAGACAUAUUCCAGAUGAUAAGAUCUGGUGUCAAAUUAAGAAAAGUGGAGAUUGAUUCCACUGAUGAUGUGAUGAAUGUUUCUACGGCUUCAGUCUACAGUCAAGACACUCGGAGUCAGCUUCAUAAUACAUUACUUCAUAAAAUAAGUCAAGGUGUCCGAGGGUCAUCACCUGAUUCAGACGAAGACUGCGACAGCGAGAAUGAUUUUGAUGAUUAAAUUAGUAAGGGGAUAUAAUCAGAGAGUUUUAAAGAUUCAUCAAAAUAUAUUUAUUUACCUGUACUUUAAUUUCCUCUGUAAUUGUUACUUGUGUGUUAAAUUUUCUGAACUAUUAUUUAAUGUGUAAAGAGACAAAAAUAAGUUACUUAAGUAACUUGCAUAUGAAUGUUGAGCAUACAUAAAAUCUAUACAACAUAAUUAGUCAUUUUAUUAAUCAAAAUUAUUUGUCGUUUGUUUGUCGAUUUCAACCUUAGAUACUCUUCAUUAUUAUGUAUUUAUUUACUGUAAUUUAUUAUCAGUUUUAUCAGGAUUCUGAAAUAGUGGUAGCUACAGUAGUUCACUUGUAUUAAUAUUAUCAUAUAAACUGUCUCAGUGGCCUCCUAGAGGACAUGUAAAGAUUUAUGCAGGAUGGACAAAAGUAGGUUAACAGUUAACUUCCAGUAAUGUUUCAGUAACAGUAACCCUAUGUUAAUACUCAGUCUUUGGUUUGUAGCUCCAAACAGCUAUGACAGCUUAACCAAUGUAGGGAUAUUAAAUUCUUUAUGUUUAACUUGAAAUAAAUGUUAACACUUAUUUUUAAACAACUUUAAUAUAACUUUUAUUUAUCAAUAUACAUAGCUUUCAACUUAAUAUAGAUGUAUAUAAGAAUACAAAUUAGAUAAGAUACUUUAAACAAGAUAUUCUGUUAACUCACUAAAAAUACAUGUCCUUCUGACAUACGUCUCUCGUUAUGCGUGUACUCCCCUCUUCGACUUUUAGACCAGUAUUUAAUAACUUGAACUACAAAUGCCACCUAAUGGUUUCAUCAAAAUCUAUUUAGCCUACACAACCAAACCAUCUGCCCACCUUUUCUCAGGUCAUAUCUGCAAACGCUCCAUAACAGUCUACUUCCAGCCAACCAUGUAUAUUCUGGUUAAUGGUUCUUAUGAUGGUAGAGAUGAUUUUAUAUGUGGUAAUGUUUGAGUUACAUACUUCCAACCUACCUGGGGCAGAUUGUUUGGUUGUUAGACUAAUUCAUGUUUUUAAAUUUUUAAAAGCUUAUUAUGAAGUUUUUGAAAAAAUUUGUAACGAAUAUUUUCAAGCAUACUGGUACACAUUUUACAUGUGUUUCUUUAACAAAUAUUUCAGUAGGAAACAAAAGAAAUAUUUUGAUUCUUUUUUUAUUUCUAGGAAGCACAUCACAUACAUAAAAUCACAUACAUGAAAGCUGAACAAAAUAUUCUAUUUGUUUGAAAAUAGCCUACAAACCUAAUCACUAGUUUCAUGUUGAUGUGUGCUUUUGUGUUUUUACUAACCUGCAACAAAAACUCACCUUUCUUCCCUUAUGACAUUUUAAAUUUGUACUAGAUUAAGAAACAUUUACAUGCUUAGCACCAGCAUAAAACAAUCAGAUUUGCUGCAAUAUAAAUUGUAAAUAUUUUUUAUGACAGUUUUUGUAAAUAUUGGAUGACUAAUAUUCAACUUGUUGUUUUUUUUUACUGUUUAAAUAUGUACAAUGAUACUUGUAAAAAGAAGUAAAUUAUUUGUAUAUUCAAA